GUUUAGCAGUUCAGAGAUUAAAAUCCGGGAAUUGCUGAGAGUUUGUAACGCUCGUAUUCAUAGGCUUCAGAAUUUUUAACAACUCUCAGGCGCGUGACGCAACUUGAUUAUACCGCUUUUUGCUUUUUAUCUCAUAAGCAACUGUUGCACACAAUCCACAAUCAUACGCAAGGAUGUUUUCUGAAAAUAAUCUUGGCAAAGAUUAUUCCAGCAUAUCUAAACACGAACUAGAAUUGCAUGUUUGUAACAACGAGAGAGAUAUUGACGAAAGUUUGCGAAACAUGGUCAAAGAAUUUAUUCAUCCCUACAAUAUAUAUAUGACGUUUAAUCCAGUUGUGAACAUAAGUAGAAUUGAAAAGUUCCAAGAUUUAUGUAACAAAGAUAUAGUAGGCAGACAUUUUUCAAUUACUUACUUCAUAAAUCAAUUGUAUUCUUUUUAUUACAUGUUUCAUGCAAUUGCAGAUGAUGUGGAAACCUAUAUAAAUUUCAGAAAAUACAGUCUGCCGAUUUUUAUCAUUCUGGGUCUUUUAGGAAAUUGUUUGUCUGCCAGUGUGCUCUUCCGUAAAAAGAUGCGUUCUUUCUCGUCCAACAUCUAUUUGGGCGUGCUAGCAAUAUGCGACAUCGCUUAUUCAAUAAUAUUAUUCAUUGAAUGGCUCGUUUUAAUGAAUAUCCAUCUAGAUAAAAAUUAUUUGUUUUGGUUGUAUUUUUUGGUGGACAUUUUGACUUUCUUUUUCGAGUUCAUGAGUGUGUGGCUUGUAGUAGUCUUUACCAUCGAGCGAUAUAUAGUGACGAAGUAUCCGCUUUUACGUCGAGCUUGGUGCACUGUCAAACGAGCAAAAAUCAUAGUAAUCACACUGAUUGGAUUAGCAAUUUUAUAUACCAUUCUACAUGUUUUUUUAUUUAUUGGGCUCAAGUAUUAUCUAGAUGAAGUAUCAUAUUUUGAAAAAAAAGGAAUAAAUGUCUACGAUUUAUACAAAUAUAUAAAAUUCGAAAAACAAACAGGAGUUAGAAAGAUAAGGACCGUUAUAGAUUCUAUUACGCUAUUUACUUUACCUGCUCUCGUGAUAGUAAUCUGCAAUACUCUGAUAGGAUAUCACAUUUACCAGCAAAAUCGUGUUCGCAAAAUGUUGAUUACAGCGUCCGAUUCUUCUAAUGAGAGAACUCAGAUUUUUAGUGAUAAAAAGCUGCAGUAUAAAAUCACAAGAAUGCUAAUUCUCGUUUCAAGCAUAUUUGUAAUCUUGAAAUUACCUGAACAUUACUUUCAUUACAUUAGUAGUUACAUACCUAAAUAUGUCAAUUUGCUUGUUAUGUACAUAAUAUUCAAGUUAUUAGACACAGCACAUUACAGUAUAAAUUUUGUUCUCUACUGCGCAACGGGACAAACUUUUCGCAGAGAACUAAUCCACAUGUUUACAAAACGUAAAAAUGUAAGCAAAAACAAAAAUGAAGAAAAUGUAUAAUUAUAAGUAACAGUAUGUUUGAUGUUCAAUUAUGCAGUCAUAAUAAGGUAAUAUAACCAUAAUUAAACACAGCGUUCUAUACUGAAAAUAUAAUCGAUAAAUUUACAAAAUUAGAUGUAAAAAUGACAUGAUAAAUAACAGAAAUUUACUAAAUAUAUAUUGCAAAUUUACAUAAUUUUAUACAUUUUAUACUAGUAUAUUUCCAUUUAGCGGCGCACUCAGGAUAUUUUUUUCAGGGGGGUGGGGGGUUUAAAAUUUACACACAAAAUUAAACAGUAUGACCAAAAAUCAGGAUAAUUUUGUAUUGCACACUAAAAAAUAUAAAAAUGUUACAUU
Molecule: messenger RNA, 1796 nt
Organism: Linepithema humile (Argentine ant)
Lineage: Eukaryota; Metazoa; Arthropoda; Insecta; Hymenoptera; Formicidae
Source: RefSeq, a predicted model, not a curated record